Messenger RNA from Rotaria sordida, 222 nucleotides. NCBI's taxonomy places the organism in Eukaryota, Metazoa, Rotifera, Eurotatoria, Philodinida, Philodinidae. The record is from the annotation of a GenBank genome assembly.
AUGGAAAGUUCUGCUAAUAAUGAUGAUAGUGAUGAUAAUGGUGGUAUAUAUACACGUUUAAGUCGUCAACUUAAAAAAUUUGCAUAUGCAGAUCCAUGUGAAGUUGAAUGUAUUACUGAAAAACAUCAUUCAAAAGUACCGAUUAAAGUUUUAACUAAACAAUGUAAAGAAACAUGUCAAGAUAAAAUAGAGAAUUAUAAAUCAGCUAUUUAUCAUGAGUAA